AUAACCUAAUUUUGUAACAUAUAUUAUAAUGUUUUUUUUAUAUAUCAUGACUUGACUUUUGACUAGUACGAACGACCAGGCACAUCACCAAAAAGGAACUAUGAUGGCGAAUUUGCUGCAAAUCCAGUAAGUCAACAGAUCGACAUUCUUGAGCUGAAAGACUUGGAGAAAGAGUAUGUUCUUGCUCGGAGUCGGCUGACAUUGGCUCAGCAGGACCCCCCCUCAGCCGCCAUUGCAGGAGGUGCAUCUUCACAAGAGAUGGUGGCUCUGCUGGUACAAACAGGACUAUUUGACACAGCCUUGACACUAUGUCAGACCUUUAACUUAUCCCUCACACCUGUAUUUGAAGGACUGACCUUCAAGUGUAUCAAACUGCAGUAUAAAGGCGAUCUUGACCAGACGGAGGUGUGGAACUGGCUUGCAGCUAAUCAGUUGCCAACUGUCAUUACUACUAAAGAGUCCAGUGCGACAGAUGAAGCUUGGCGGCUGUUAGCUCAUUAUUUGGAGAAAUAUCCCUCACAGAACGCUCAGUAUCAUCGCUGUGUCCUCAACAAGCUGCUCUCACAUGGGGUGCCAGUGCCUGAUUGGCUGCUCAAUGCCUACAAGGAAGUCGAUGCUGCUGCGCUGUUGCGUCUCUAUCUGAACUAUGAUCAGCUGGAGUCAGCAGCUGAGCUCGUGCUGGAGUAUGUGGAUGCUCUGCUUGGAAAGGGACAUCAGUAUUUUGGUAUAGAGCGGCCUCUCUCAGCUACAGCAUCCCUGGUAUGGCUGCCUUAUACAUCGAUUGAUCAGCUCUUAAGAAACCUCAGUGAAAGUCAGAUCAAUGAAAAGAUGUACAAGAAUCUGAAAGAUAAACUAUCAGAGUAUCACAGACUGGUGGAUCAGAGCAGCAGACACAGACUCAUGGCCCGUUAAUGGCCACUCAGAACUGUACUUCGGUCAUGUACGGGAGUAUAAAUAAUGUUGAUGAAAAUAAUGAUUUUUUGUGGCGUGUAGUUGUGUUGAGCUUUUUGAUUCCCAUGCUGAAAAUGUAUGGAAAGUGUAUCAACAUCUGCAUCAAUGAUUUGAUGUGUCAGUUCAGCCUUAUAAAAUAAAUUGAAAAUUGUGUAUUUUUAUAUAGACACAGUUUAAAACAUCUUAAACUUUAUAUGUUGUACUCUUGACUUAACUGGUGUAAUUUAAAUAAGGAAUGCAGUAAAACAGUUGUUUAAUUGA
Molecule: messenger RNA, 1212 nt
Organism: Sinocyclocheilus rhinocerous
Lineage: Eukaryota; Metazoa; Chordata; Actinopteri; Cypriniformes; Cyprinidae
Product: nuclear pore complex protein Nup160-like
Exons: 8
Coding region: 259-912 (217 amino acids)
Cellular component (GO): nuclear pore
Molecular function (GO): structural constituent of nuclear pore
Source: RefSeq, a predicted model, not a curated record